AUGGAAAAUGAUGGCUUCCGCACGUGGGGAUUUGUGCUGUACCGCUGCACAUACAAGAGUGACUCAGACUGGGAGAAGUUCAUGCAGCGAUACCUCGAACCAAUUACGAGGGUGCUAACGGAUGGCAAUGGAGCCGAUAUCCUCGCUCGCUUCGCACCGACUGUAUUCGAGGACCCGUCCUUCGAGGGCGCGUCUUCGUUUACCAUUCGGGAUCAUUUUAACAAGUGGGCGACUACUGCACCCCAGGAGGAGCAAGGAGUCUCGGCAGAAGAAGCGCAACAGAAACUGUCUGGCCGGUACAAGUUUUGCAUUAUGGCCGACGAGGAAUGCGUGCAAUCAGUUCUAAAUGCUCCAGCAAGCGACUCAUCUGAUGCCUCGGCCUUUGUUCGGCUUGUGUAUGGCGGAUGGAAGCCAUUAGAGCUAAGCGAUGAAGAGAUAGCCGGAUAUGAUCAUUAUGAGCCGGAGGUCCUCGAUCCGAUUGAAGGUUGUACCGAGCGGGAUGUCGGGGCCAUGAGAGUGCGUUAUCAAGUUGCUCAGCAUCACGGAUAUGCGGUCUUACACGAUAACCUUGACUGGGAAUUGAAGUAUGUUCGCGCUCCCAAAGUUGGUCUUUGUAUAUAA
Messenger RNA from Penicillium paradoxum, 621 nucleotides. RefSeq lists its product as uncharacterized. The transcript has a single exon. The record is from RefSeq and is a predicted model, not a curated record. NCBI's taxonomy places the organism in Eukaryota, Fungi, Ascomycota, Eurotiomycetes, Eurotiales, Aspergillaceae. The coding region runs from base 1 to 621 and encodes 206 amino acids.